Messenger RNA from Oldenlandia corymbosa var. corymbosa, 3156 nucleotides. Lineage: Eukaryota; Viridiplantae; Streptophyta; Magnoliopsida; Gentianales; Rubiaceae. The record is from the annotation of a GenBank genome assembly.
AUGGCUGAUGGAACACGUUCGAUCAAGCAUAUGGAGGACCAGAUUCGAAAGCAAGAUGAACAGAUUCGCAAGAAUGAAGCGGUGGUGGCGGAGUUAUCAACACGCUUGAAUUCACACCUUGACGGGAAAUUAACGGAAUUCAAAUCGGUGAUGGAGGCUCAGAACGUGGCUAACAAAUCUCAUAUGGAUCGUAUGGAGAAUCUUAUUGCAACAUUAGCUCAAUCGACGAUUUCACAACCGAUUCAAGCCAAGGACAAAGCUCCGAUGAGAUUUGGGGAUAUUCCACCGGGUGGAAUUCCGGCCUCUUUUACUUCUGCAAUUCCGAUACCUCUGACACCGGCAAGCUCAUCCAGAUCCUUUCUGGAUACAGACUUCGCGAACAAUACAAGGGAGAGGGGAUUUCGGCUGAGAGGGGAGUCUUUGCCAUCCAACUCCAGGCCAUGCAAGGAGUUGAGAAUGAUGUCAUUACCUCCCCAAUGGCCAGUAGACCACCGAAUUGUGUUGAGGGUGGGGUCCUAUCCUUUCAAAAUUGCUCCUUACCUGUGUCCUCAUGCCUUCAAUAACGAAAUUCAGCAACAAGUUAAUGAGAUGAUGUCCCGAAAACCGCAUUCCAGACCCACCGCGGCCAUUUUGAGUUUUUGCAAAGCUUUUAAUGAGAAGAACAGGGGGUUAUCGGUGUAUGAAAAGGAGCUGAUAACAUUGAUCUUGGUAGUCUCUAAAUGGAGGCAUUAUUUAGCAGGAGUUCAUUUCAUCAUACGUACCGACCAUCAAUCAUUGAAGUACCUGCUGGAGCAGAAGAUCACCAACAACAUGAAACAUAAGUGGCUUACCAAACUGAUGGGGUAUGACUACGUGAUACAGUAUAAGAUGGGCAAGGAAAACAACGCAGCCGAUGCUUUAUCUAGAACGGAACGAGAGGUGACUGAUAAAAGUGACCAAGCAACAUAUUACUUCUUUAGCAUUGACCCCGAUGAUAAAUCUGAAUUCCAAUAUGUCCAAGGGUUACUCCGGAAAAAGGGCAGGUUAUAUGUGGGCGCUGAACCGGACAUCAGAAUGUCUUUGAUGGAAGCUUUCCAUUCUUCGCCGCUGGGGGGACACUCAGGACAGAAUAAAAUGGAUACAAUUCUGGGAUCAAAUCUUUACGAGCUUCUUCUGGCAGAAAUUACGGAUGGCCAAACCGAGCGAGUCAACCAAUGUGUGGAAGCCUACCUGAGAUAUUUUUGCAGCGAAAAACCAGCCACUUGGAGCCAAUGGAUUCCUUUGGCUGAGUGGUGUUAUUCCAGCAGCUCAAGAAAUGACACAGCAACAGGCCUUGGUCCUCAAACUCUUGCAGAACAAUUUAAACACCAUGGCAAUAAACCAGCUAGGCUGACGGUUUCUAAUUAUUUCCUAAAUUAUUGUUAUUUUGCUAUUUUUCGGGAGAUGGUUGAAAUAUCUAUAAAAAUAACUUCGAUUAAUCCGGCUGAUUUUCGCCGGAAAUUGACACCAAAGUUAAAAAUUAAAUGUUUGACGAGUCCACUUAAACCUCAAUAUGGAGGAGGAAUCGUUGUAAACCCGGAGUUUAACGAAGAAGGCUUAAAAGGAUGGUCAAAUUUUGGAGAAGCCAAAUUAACAAAAAGAGUUGACCCAAAAGAUGCCAACAACUUCGUGGUUGCCUAUGCUCGAAAUAAAUCAUACGAUAGUUUAAAACAAACUUUAACAUUGCACGAAGGAAAUUUUUAUGUGAUUUCCGCAUGGGUGCGAGUAAGUCAUGGAGUAUCUCAUAUCACCGCUGCAUUCAAAUCAUCGGCCGGAAACUUCGUACUCGCCGGUACGGCCAUAGCGCGAUCCGGCUGCUGGUCCAUGCUAAAGGGCGGUAUAACUCCCAAUGCUUCUACCGCCGGAGUUUCAGAGCUUUAUUUCCUGAAUGAAGAUGCAAAUGUUGACAUUAUGGUCGACAGCAUUUCAGUCCAACCUUUUACUCAAGCUGAAUGGACGUCCCAUCAAAUACAAAGCGUUGAAAAGGUACGCAAAAACAGAGUCAGAUUCCAAGUAGUCGAUCCUCAAGGUCAGCCAUUAGCAAAUACAAAUAUUUCCAUAGAACAGAGUAAUGCAGCUUUCCCAAUUGGAAGCGGAAUCAACGCUGAUAUCCUGAACAAUCAAGCCUACCAAAACUGGUUCAACAAGAGAUUCAAACUCACAGUUUUUGCUAAUGAGAUGAAAUGGUACAGCACAGAGAGCACCCGAGGCAGAGAAGACUACUCUGUUGCCGAUGCACUAAUGCAAUUCACCAAAACAAAUGGUGUCUCUGUUCGAGGCCACAACAUUUUCUGGGACGAUCCGAAAUUCCAACCGUCUUGGGUUCCCUCGCUUUCGCCGGCCGAUCUUAAAACGGCCACGGACAAAAGGGUCCAAUCCGUGGUGUCGAGGUACAAAGGACGGCUUAUUCACUGGGACGUUAUGAAUGAGAAUUUGCAUUUCAAUUUCUUUGAGAAUAAACUUGGACCGUCUGCGUCGACUACGUUUUUUCAGAAAUCUCGGCAGAUUGAUCCGACGGCGAUCCCGUUUCUGAAUGAUUACAAUACGAUUGAACAGAAAAGUGAUCAGAAAUCAGGUCCGGCGAGUUAUCUGCAAAAGAUUAAGCAGCUCCGAUCCGGUGGGUAUAAUGGUCCACUUGGAAUCGGGCUCGAGGGACAUUUUGAAGGGACUCCUGAUAUGGCUUAUAUAAGAAGCUCCUUGGAUACACUUGCUUCUGCAAAAUUACCCAUUUGGAUUACUGAAUUGGAUGUCUCCAGCGGUCCAAAUCAGGCGAAAUUUUUGGAACAAAUUAUGAGGGAAAUACAUUCACAUCCUGGUGUUAAUGGAAUCGUUCUAUGGACUGCUUGGUCUCCCAGUGGAUGCUACAGAAUGUGUUUGACGGACAACAAUUUCAAGAACCUUCCGACCGGAAAUGUGGUCGACAAACUUCUCGGCGAAUGGAAACUGCUGGAGGGAUUAACCGGCACCACUGAUUCGAAUGGCUAUUUUGAAACUUCACUUUACCAUGGAAAUUAUCAAGUCAGGAUCAAUUUUCAUCCUCUAGGGUUGAACUCGUUCUCCUCCUCAUCUGUCAACGUUACGGUGGCUCCAACAACAAAUCGCAAAACGCUGAAUGUCAAACUCCCCACCAUAACUUAG